Molecule: messenger RNA, 7783 nt
Organism: Ailuropoda melanoleuca (giant panda)
Lineage: Eukaryota; Metazoa; Chordata; Mammalia; Carnivora; Ursidae
Gene: ZNF10
Product: zinc finger protein 10
Exons: 5
Coding region: 3046-4881 (611 amino acids)
Biological process (GO): regulation of transcription by RNA polymerase II
Cellular component (GO): nucleus
Molecular function (GO): DNA-binding transcription factor activity, RNA polymerase II-specific; RNA polymerase II cis-regulatory region sequence-specific DNA binding
Source: RefSeq, a predicted model, not a curated record
UGGGGCUCGAUCCCAUAACGCCGGGAUCACGCCCUGAGCGAAGGCAGACGCUUAACCGCUGUGCCACCCAGGCGCCCCAGAAAUACAUACUUUAUUCAUGUUUUUAUCUCCUGGGCCUUGUACAGAGCCAGGUACAUAGUAAGUGUCCACUAAUUAUUUGUUAAAAUGACAGAAGAAGAUCUAAAUCUAUAACAUCAAGAUAAUAAUCAACUUACCAGCUGUUUCCCUAAACACAAAUAAAACUCAUCCCAGUAUCCCCCCCAUGGCAGUGGCAGUUGUUACUUUAGAGAAAUCCGUUUGACCAGUUGAACAGAAAGAUUCUUUGUGUAUCUGGUGACUGAUAAAAGAAUCUGAUUAUUACAGGGCGCCUGGGUGGCUCAGUCAGUUAAGCAUCCAACUGUUGGUUUCAGCUUAGGUCACGAUCUCAGGGUCUCGGGAUUGAACUCCACAUCGGGCUCUGCACUCCGUGUGGAGUCUGCUGGAGAUUAUCUCCCUCCUCUUCUCCCUCUGCUCCUCUCCUGCUUGUGCAUGCAUGCGUGCUUUCUCUCUAAAACAAAUAAAUAAAACCUUUAAAAAAAAAGAAUUUGAUUAUCCCUAAGAAGUGGUAGGAUUUAAUUAACUGAUUAGUUCAAAUAGAUUUGAAUGGUUGCGUAGAUUAGAUAAUGGCUUAGAUCAGUGAUUCUCAAACUUGGCUGCACAUUUGAGUCACCCAGGCAACUAUUUAAAAGAAACAAAAGCCUGGUGCAUCCCCAUAAAAUUAAGUCAGAAACUCUCAAAGAAGGAUGGUAUGGGACCCAAGUGUCAUAAUUUAUAAAUAUACCUGGCAUUUCCAGUGUUCAGUUAGGGCUGAAAACCACUGGUUUAGAUAAAGGUUUGAGUGAGUUAUCACAAGUGGAGGUUAAGGGAAAUUAGCAUGACAUGAAACUAAUUGCAGGCUUUUUUUGUAUUUUAUAUAAUCCUAAAAUGGGAGAGUUGUUGGACUGGACCUUAGAUACCUAUGUAAAGUAGAGGCUGUACUGUAGUUGUUUUUUUUAAUAAGAUCUGAUUGAAAAUUUAUUGGUGGCCAGCAUUUCCUGCUUUCUUAGGCAACCUGAUGUAUUUCCAGGUGUCAUAUGAUUGUAAUAUUGAUUUGUAAUUGAUUUCUUUGUGACUGCAUACAUUACUCCUAAUUCUGCCCUCUAGAGCAAAUCAAAAUAAAUAUUCCUGUUCCACAGGACCUGUAAACAUGUGAAAAACAUUCUCUUUCUUCCAUAAAUUAAUUUCUUUUAUAGUUUAUCAUCCCUUAUUUCAGCCUUUAUUCAUGUGACAUUGAAAGUAAGUUCCAGGAAAGGUUAAGAAACCUCCUAAGUAUUGGAGCGAGGCCUUGAACCUGGACGGUCUGGCUGCAGAAUCCAUGUUAUUAGCCGCAGUUGGAAAUAUGCACUUGGGGUUGAGGAACAAGGUUGGGAUAGAAGACAGAGUGGUCUAUUCACCCUAGCUGAAACACAGUUCUGUUGUGUGCCUGGCAGGGGGAUAGACAGUGGGGAUAAAACAAGUAGGUACACUGUGUGUUCUGAAAGUGCCCAGGGGGGCGUUGAAAGUGGAGAUCGAGAGAGGCAGCAAGGGGAAACCUACUUUAAAGUUUAUCAUUGUGUAAAUUAUUAGAGAAGUCUGAGAACCAAGAUAUACAGAGGGAAGCUAGGUGAGGAAAGAAACAAAGUAAGGAGUUUAAAGAACAAAUCAAAAGGCCAACAAGUGUCCUCUGUAAUAGAUGUGAAUGGUGAGAACCGUUUUAGUGGCGUGGCAGCGCAGAAGCCAUACUGCUUUUAUUCGUGUAAAUUUGCAUAGAACUGAGAUGGAAAUCCGUAAGAUCUCCAGAAGACAAAGAUUCAAAAGAACUGUAAAUAUAAACAUGGGAAAUAUUCAAGCCCAGUAUUCAACAGGUGGAAAUUAAAAAUACAAUCUAAAUUUAAAACAACUUAAAAAUGAAAUGUUUAUAGACUUCUGUUUCUGGCCAACAUGGAAUAACAGGGACAACGGCAACAACAACAAGAGCAAACAGACAGACAAAAUGCAUGAGACAAAACAGAUGAAACAGUCGUUCUAAGACCCCAUAUCACAUGACAAAGGACAGUCAUCCCUGGAAUAUGGAAAAUCAACGAGUAAAGCUGUUUAGAAAAAGCAAAAUGAAGACAUUGUCAGACUUAAAAAGCUGAAAGAAUUCAUUACCAGCAGACCCACAUUGCAGGAAAUUUUAAGAGAUGGCCUUCAGGGAGAAAGGAAAUGAAACCAAGUGGAAAUCUGGAUCUACAGGAAAGAAUGAAAAGCAGUGGCAAUGGUAACUACGUAGGUAAAUAUAUGAUAUUUUUCCUUAUUAUUAAAGUAUCUUUAACAGAUAAUUGGUCAUGUAUUGGUUUCCUAUUGCUGUGUAACAAACCAUCACAAACUUAGUAGCUUCAGACAGCACCCACUUCCUAGCUCACUGUUCUGUAGGUGGAAGUCUGACCCACUCUGGCUGGGUUUUCUGCUCAGAUAUCCAACAACUUCUUUCAAGGUAUUGGCUGGCCUGGGUUCUCAUUUGGAGGCUCCGAUUGUUGGCAGAAUUCAGUUACUUGUGGCUAUAGGAAUAUGAUAGGACUGGCUGUCAGUUGGGUGUUGCUCUUAGCUCCCAGAGACUGCCCCCAUUCCUUGCCGUGUGACACCGUCCACAUCCGGUAAUGGCAUAUCCCAUGUUUCUUGUGCUUCCAAUCUCUGACUGCCCUUCUCUGAUCAGCUGGAGAAAAUACUUUUUUUCUUGUCUGUAAAGUAAGGGUGUUAGAUCAAGGCAGGUUUUGUGUCUUGUUUGUUUUCCUCAAAAAAGAGGAUUUGUAGCAGCAGAACCAUUAAAUUGCAAAUGAAAUUUUGCAUGGAACUGUAGAGACUAAGGGGAAAAUGGCCAUCUACGUAGUUCUUCCUACUUCUGGGAAUUUCAGACAUUGUAGAUGUAUUUUUGGACUAUCUCUGAUGUUCAUCUUUGUAUGGUAGGUGUUUGCAUUAUACCCAUCCAGGUGUGAGGGAGUCUAGUUGAUGAUUUAUGAAACCUCCCUCUCACAGAGACUUUCCUCAUGUUUCUUUCUUUUUCUCCAGCUUCAUCUUCUCAGGAUCUCCAUUACUCAAAAAAGUAUCAUCAAGAACAAGGAGGGCAUGGAAGCCAAGUCGCUAACUGCCGGGUCCCAUACAAUGGUGACCUUCAAUGAUAUACUUGUGGACUUCACCAGGGAGGAGUGGAAGCUGCUGGACACUGCUCAGCAGAUCAUGUACAAGGAUGUGAUGCUGGAGAAUUAUAAGAACCUGGUUUCCUUGGGGCAUCAGCUUCCCAAGCCAGAUGUGAUCCUCCAGUUGGAGAAAGGGGAAGAGCCAUGGCUGGUGGAGAGAGGGAUUCACCGGGAGACCCAUGCAGAUUUGGAGACUACAGUUGAAAUUAAAUCAUCAAUUUCCAGUAAGAACAUUUCUAAAAAUAAACAAUCCUAUGGCAUUAAAAUGGAAGGAAUUGCAAAGAAUGAUCUCUGGUAUUUGUCAUUAGAAGAAGUCUGGAAAUGUGAAGACCAGUUGGACAAGUAUCAGGAAAACCAGGAGAGACAUUUGAGGCAAGUGGCAUUCACCCAAAAGAAAGUACUUACUCAGGAGAGAGUCUGUGAAAAUGGUAAAUAUGGGGGAAACUGUCUUCUUCCUACUCAGCUGGUACUGAGAGAGUAUUUCCAUAAACAUGACUCACAUACUAAAAGUUUAAAACAUAAUUUAGUGUUUAGUGGUCAUCAGCAAAGUUAUGCAAGUAGCAGUGAAUGUGGUCCAACCUUCUGUCAAAACAUUCACCUUAUUCAGUUUGCAAGAACCCAGCCAGGAGAUAAGUCCUACAAAUGCCCUGAUCCUGUUAACUCUCUCACCGGUGGUGCAUCCCUUGGUAUGUCUAAGGGUUUACAUAGGGAGAAACCCUAUGAAUGUAAGGAGUGUGGGAAAUUCUUCAGCUGGCGCUCUAAUCUUACCAGGCACCGGCUUAUUCAUACUGGAGAAAAACCCUAUGAGUGUAAAGAAUGUGGAAAAUCUUUCAGCCGGAGUUCUCACCUCAUUGGACAUCAGAAGACUCAUACUGGUGAAGAACCCUAUGAAUGUAAAGAGUGUGGAAAGUCCUUCAGCUGGUUCUCUCACCUUGUCACCCAUCAGAGAACUCAUACAGGAGACAAACUGUAUACAUGUAGCCAGUGUGGGAAAUCUUUUGUUCACAGCUCCAGGCUUAUUAGGCACCAGAGAACUCAUACUGGAGAGAAACCCUAUGAAUGUCCUGAGUGUGGGAAGUCUUUCAGACAGAGCACACAUCUCAUUCUGCAUCAGAGAACUCACGUGAGAGUGAGGCCCUAUGAAUGUAAUGAGUGUGGGAAGUCUUAUAGCCAGAGAUCUCACCUUGUGGUGCACCACAGAACUCACACCGGACUGAAGCCCUUUGAGUGUAAAGACUGUGGAAAAUGCUUCAGUCGAAGCUCUCACCUGUUCUCCCAUCAGAGAACCCACACUGGAGAGAAACCUUAUGAAUGCCACGAUUGCGGGAAAUCCUUCAGCCAGAGUUCUGCCCUCAUUGUGCAUCAGAGAAUUCAUACUGGAGAGAAGCCAUAUGAAUGUUGCCAGUGUGGAAAAGCCUUCAUCCGGAAGAAUGACCUUAUUAAGCAUCAGAGGGUUCAUGUUGGGGAAGAGACCUAUAAGUGUAGUCAGUGUGGGAUUAUCUUCAGCCAGAACUCUCCACUGAUCGUACAUCAAAUAGCCCACACCGGAGAGCAGUUCUCAACAUGUAACCAGUGUGGGACUGCACUCGUCAGUAGCCCUAACCUUAUUCGAUACCAGACUAAUCAUAUUAGAGGAAAUACUUAUUAACAUACGGAAUGUGGAGAGUUCUGUACAAAGAGCAAUAACUUUACUUUGCAUUGGAAACUCCUCCUGGAGAGAAGCUCUGUAGAUGUUAUUUGUGCAGAAAUGUGUUCAGUCUUGUUACUACCCUUUUGUGCAGUAGGGAACUGGUCCUAGAAGGGGAAAUAUCCCACAGAGUUCAUUGUAGGAUACAAAUACAUCAGCUUUUCUUUCCACAAAUUUCUACAAAAGUAGUCGUCCUUGGCGCAUUCUUGACUAACCCUUAAAAUGCUAAAAUCUGAGAAGGAAACAUUGAGUAGGGGAGUUGUUGAGAGAUUAUCCAACUUUGUUACCUUCUUCAAAAAGAUAAAUCAAUGAGAGUUGCAACUGCAAAGAAUAAAGAAUUGAUACAGUUACUGUAAGAAAAGUGGAAAAUAAUAUUCCAGUGAAUUAAUAUGCCUUUUUUUUUAACUUAAUUGUUCUCUUCUGGGACAUUUAGUAGUUUUUACUGUUUUAUGUGUCUGAUUUAAACCACAUUUUGGUUAGCAGCAGGGAAAAUGCUUAUAACGUAAAGCAGAAAAAGAACAAAUUUACUAAUAAUGGUACUUAUUUUAAAUAUAUUUGCAUGUGGGCAAGAAUUGAAAAAGUAUCUAUGGAUAAAUGACCAGAAAUGAUUUGUUAGGUAAUGGGAUUGAGUGAUUUUUAUAGUUUAUUCCAUGUUACUCGGAUAUCCAGCCUCUCUAUUCUAUCAUCAAGGUUGCUCAAGAACCAUCUAGUAGCAGACUUUCCCAUUCUGUGUUGUUUUGGGUCGUAGUUAGAGUUGCACUCUUUGAGACAGGGUGCUAGAGGCUCCUGGGAAUUUAGAAACAGUGAUUCUUGGACAUUGGGAUCCAGAGGAAGAUUAGGUGUCUGAGCACACCAGGGGGGGGGUCCCCAUUUGAGUGGGUGCAGGUACUUGGGCCAUACUUAGAGCAACUAUGCUCAUGAAAUGAACAGCGCUGCCCAAAGCCACCCUCCUUCCAAGGUAGUCCUUUAUCUUUAUAACGGGAAUGUAGUGGUUAAAUGCAUAAGCUUGAGCUAGAUUACCCGAGUUGAAAUUCCACCUCUGUCCUUAACUUGCUGAGUGAACCUGGCCACGCUGCCUAACCUCUCAGUGCCUAACUUGCAGACAUCCGCUUCUGUAAAUUAGGGGUGUUACUUACCUUGUAGGACUGUGGUGGGUAUUAAGUGAGUAAACACAUAAACAGCUUAGAAUAGUGCCUGGUGUAUAUUAAGUGCUUUAUCAUUGCUAGCUGUGGUGAUUGGUGUUACUGUUGUUGCCCACCUUAAACCUGCCUGAGUGUGAGGAAGAGCUCAUGGGGCUCUUGCUUCCCUCCCAGCCACGUUUCCCUCUUACCUCCAUCAGCACUUAGCCUGAGGAAAUCACUGCCCGUAGUGGGUGUAUAGACUCAUUUCUGAGGAUCACUAAACAACUUUUAGUAUUGUAUGCAAAAUCGUCUUGUUUGUACAGAGGUUUUCUCUUCUAGGGAGAGGAGCCUAAUCUUCAGAUUCUGUGGUGAGUUCAUGCCCCCAAAAAGAGUUAGCAGGAGAACCUGUUAUAAUUCUCUCUUUCAUUCUAUAAAUGGAUCUCAUGUGUGGGAUAUCUCCUGUGUGCUAGCCGUUAUCUGCCAUUUGCUAGCAAACAAGAUACAUGUUAGACACUUAAUGAUCGAUGGUUGAAUGAUAAACAUUUUGGAGACCAAGAGGACAAAGAUCUUGAUGUGUCUCUCACAGGACAAAUCUAGAAAUGAUUGCUAGUGUCAUGAGACUUGGGAGCCGCAGGGAACAUAAGACCAUCUAACUUGUACUUUUCAUCAUACAGUUGAGAUAAGGUGAGUUGGCGCAGGUCUCACAUUUUCAGUGAAGUCAGACCCAGAACUAGAUCUCCUGUCCCUCGGUUACUGCUGCUCUCCUCGGUGCAUAUAUACCAGUGACAUGUAUAACAUACUCCUGUCAGAGGUAGUUUUCAUGAUAAGCAGCAGUUCUCUGUGGAGUGGAAGAGUAGCCCCUUACCUUGGCCUCUUAGAGUUUCUGAUAACCUACGGCUCAAAUUUUCCUCAGCUGUAUAAUGGAGGUACUCUAGGACCUACCUCAGAGGGUUGUUGUGUGGAUUAAGUGAGAUAAUGUGUAUAAAGUAUUUAAAACAGUGCCUGGCACACUCUAUGUGUUAGCUACUACUAAUAUUACUAAUACUAACACACUAAGGAAUGUAGGAAGAGAGAAAUGUCUAUGGAUGAUCACUAGAACAUUACUUAUAAUGGUGCAGAAUUUUCAGUGUAAAAUGUAUAAUAGCAAAAUGGUUAUUUAUAGCAUAUCCAUGUCGUGGAAUAUUAUGCAGACAUUAAAAUUAUGCAAACAGUUUGUUAACAAGAAAAAUGUUGAUGCUGUCAUGUGUUGAAGAAAGCAUGAUAAAUAAUUGUUAAUAUGGAGUAAACUCAGAUAUAUAAAAAUAAAUGAAUUAUAAAUAAAUGAAAUGAAUCUUGCUCAAAACUCUUAAGGAAAUUUGUCAAAAGAUUAAUAACAGUUAACCUGCUUUCUCUUCUUUCUCCUUCUUUCCUUUCUUUCUUUUUUGUACUUUUCUACUUUUUCCAAAGUCUCCUCAACAAAUAUAUAUUACUUUUAGGAUCCGUCUCUUCAGUAAGGGAAUAUUUUCUCUCCCAGAGUUUUCAUAUACAAGUAAACUACUAGAAUCUCAAUGAGGGAAUUUGACAGCAGGUAACUCAGCGGUUGCUGGUGGUUUGGGAUGGGAGAGCAACUGACAGCAAAAGGGGCCGCAAGGGAACCAUUGAGGGUGAUCUGUGUCUAGAUUGUUGGUGGUUCCAUGACUGUACUUGUCUGCUAAACUCAUUAGACUAUACAUGUGAAGUGGAUCCAUUUUGUUGUGUGUAAG